Molecule: messenger RNA, 2543 nt
Organism: Astyanax mexicanus (Mexican tetra)
Lineage: Eukaryota; Metazoa; Chordata; Actinopteri; Characiformes; Acestrorhamphidae
Product: E3 ubiquitin-protein ligase TRIM35-like
Exons: 6
Coding region: 302-1705 (467 amino acids)
Molecular function (GO): protein binding; zinc ion binding
Source: RefSeq, a predicted model, not a curated record
GUGUUAGUAGGGGAGGAGUGAGCAGUAUAAGUAGGGGAGGAGUAAGCAGUGUGGGUAGGGGAGGAGUGAACAGGAAGUGAAAGGAGCAGAGUGUGUACAGAUGUCUACUUUUUGAAGAAACGGUCGGACAGUUUUUAGCUAAUGUUCUGGAGAAUUCCUCUGAAGGAAACUGAUCAACACCUGGAUCUACAAACACACCUGUAGAACCUGAAGAGAACCUGAGAUCAGAGAGCGAGAACCUUCACACACCUGAAAGUGAAAGUCUGAGUGUUGUAACAGGAAGCAGCAGCAGGGAAAGAAAAUGGCUUCUAAAUCUUUCUUAGUGGAGGAUCUCACCUGUCCUGUGUGUUUUGAGAUCUUCAGGGUUCCUGUGCUUCUGAACUGUAGCCACAGUGUGUGUAAAGAGUGUCUGCAGAAGUUCUGGGAGUCUAAAGGAUCCAGAGAGUGUCCAGUUUGUAGGAGAAGAUCUUCAAAUGAUCAUCCUCCAGUAAACCUGGCUCUGAAGAACCUGUGUGAGAACUUCUUACAGGAGAGAAGUGGGAGAACUUCAGCCGGUUCUGAGACACUCUGCAGUCUGCACGGAGAGAACCUCCGGAUCUUCUGUCUGGAUCAUCAGCAGCCCGUGUGCUGGGUGUGUCAAACCUCGAGGAAACACACCGACCACAGAUUCCGCCCCAUUGAUGAAGCUGCAACCGACUGCAAGGAGGAGCUCAGAACUGCUCUGAAUCCCCUAAAGGAGAAACUGGAGAUCUUUAAAGAGUGUAAACUGAACUGGGAUCAGACUGCAGAUCAUAUAAAGACUCAGGCCCGACGCACAGAGAAGCAGAUUAAGGAGGACUUUGAGAAGCUUCACCAGUUUCUACGAGAUGAAGAGGCAGCCCGGAUCACUGCGCUGAGGGAGGAAGAGGAGCAGAAGAGUCAGAUGAUGAAGGAGAAGAUUGAGAAGAUGAGCAGAGAGAUAUCAGCACUAUCAGACACUAUCAGAGGCGUAGAAGAGGAGAUGGGAGCUGAAGACGUUCCAUUCCUACAGAACUAUAAGACCACAGUGGAAAGAACCCAGUGCACACUGCAGGAUCCAGAGAGCCAAUCAGGAGCUCUGCUCAACGUGGAGAAACAUCUGUCCAACCUGAAGUUCAGCGUCUGGAAGAAGAUGCAGGAGAUCCUUCAGUUUACUCCUGUAACUCUGGAUCUGAACUCUGCUCAUCCUAAUCUCAUCGUAUCUGAAGAUCUGAUCAGUGUGAGAUUCAGUUCUGAUAAACUGCAGCUUCCUGAUAAUCCAGAGAGAUUUGAUAGUUGGUUCUGUGUUGUUGGAUCUGAGAGCUUUAACUCAGGAAUUCACUGCUGGGAUGUUGAAGUUGGAGAUGGUGAUCUCUGGGAUGUGGGAGUGAUGUUAGAAUCUGCUGAGAGGAAGGGAAAUAUAGACUCCAGGAGAGGAGUGUGGUACCUGUGGUGUUGUUUUGGUAAAUAUAGAGUCUGUUCUUCACUACAGGAUUCCACUGAUCUCUCAGUAUCAGUGAAAGUGAGGAGGGUGAGAGUUGAGCUGGACUGGAACAGAGGAAAACUCUCAUUCUCUGAUCCUCUCACUAACACACACUUACACACCAUCACACACACUUUCACUGAGAGACUCGUUCCACUCUUCAAUACCUGUUUCGGCUCUUUAACUAUCAGUCCAGCUCAGAUCAGUGUAUCAGUGAAUCAGUGAAUCAGUUCAGAUCAGUGUAUCUGUGAAUCAGUGAAUCAGUUUGGUUUGAUUCUGAGGGCUCUAUCUGAUUAAGGAGUGUUGUGAUGCUCAUCGCUAUCUUACACCCCACCAACAGUCUAUUAUCACUCCUUCCUCCUGCAUAGUUUAAAUGCUUGUGGAGUUUAUAUUAGGAUAAAAUUAAUAAAACAUAAAUUCCUCUGAUAUUGCUGGAAAUUACACGGAUAUGAUGAACAGAUAGACCUUUAAGAUAAAUUACUUCACAGCGUCAACCAGCAGCUCAGUUUCCUCUGCUGAGAAGCGUUUGUUGGACACGUCCAGGUAGCUGCACCGUUAAAAUAGCAAUCCACCAAAGUCAGAGCUCACCUGAUCUACUCUUAAAGAGAAUGAUGAGCAAGACACACUCUGAUUGGUUUAUUAUUUCACAUCACACCCAAAAUUAACCCAUGAUUAAUUAAGAGAAUUAGUACAUGUCAUUAGCUCGUUUUGAGCAGAGCAAGGUUUACUUUUCCCGUGGUUACGAUAGCGAAGACACACUGACACGCCCUAAAAUAAAGCUGCACGGUUCACUGCUCAACUAUAGAUCAAUAAAAUAGUACCCUGUAGUAUAUAGUAACCAACACUCGUUUAUGAUCUCUGUAAUCAAAUAAAACACAAAGGAAUUAGAAGAAAUUCUACUUUUUAGUUUCUAUUCUCCUCACUUUCAAAAUCUUUUCUGAUUUAGGGGUGUAUUUAGGGGUGUUGCUGGGUUAUAUUGUGUCUAACUAUAACACAUUAUUGAUUAUUAAAUUAAUUGAUUAUUGUUUCUUCAUUCUUGAUUUUUUUAAUAAACAGCUUGUUU